CGAGAGUCUGGAUAAGAGUACUAGUUUCAGUAAUAUGUCAACUGCAGCGAAAUAUUACAACAACAUUCAACCCUGACAGCACCUCAGCCGUCAUGUGACUAUUAACCAAUGAAACGAGAUGAAACCGAAAACAUUUCCUCACGUGAUAAAUUUCCUGGCUAAUAUCCUAGUCGUGACGUCGAUUACUUAAAUGUGAAAGCAAAACAGAGUGACUCGGCUUGGUGUGUUCCUGGAGGCUGUAAAGUGUAAAGAGUAGUAUAUUCGAAAGUGGUUCUUCUGACUAGGAAUAAAACGGUGGUUGGAAUAUAAAUUUAUUUAAUAGUUAUUAUAUAAAUAUAAGGCUUAUUAUUAAAUAAUCCAUUGGUUCUGAAUCAGUGACUGAGGGAAUCGUUUCGGAACCAGUGAAUGUCAAUUCUGAGGCACUACGGCUACGGUGACUACAGUAUAUACAGAUCACAGUGAAGUGUGUGUGUAGAUAACAUUCACAAGAAAUUAUUGAUAUUUAGACUAGUAGGUGUUCCUCGUUUAUGGCUUCUGAAGACAUGGAUUUGCCAUCAAACAAUGUUAUUCCUAGUUUUUCAUUUUCGGGAUGUGGAUUUUUAGGUGUUUAUCAUGUCGGUGUCGCAGCGUGUUUAAGAGAUCAUACAGAUGUUAUUAAAAGAAACGAAAUCAAGUUUGCCGGUGCCAGUGCUGGGGCACUUGUCGCUACGACAUUAUUAUUGGACAUAAACUUUGGUACGUAUACAGAGGUUUUUGUUUUUUUAAACUGAAAUACAUUUAAACUUAUUAAUUUUGUUGCAUCACAUCAUUAGGUCAAUUUACUUUUAAUGAUAAUUUCAUUCAGCUACCAACGAUAUGCCAUGCUAAUGAUGAUUGAAACAUGUUGGUGGUCUGUUAUUUUCCCAUUGGUUAAAAAUGGGGUGUUGACUACAAUAGAGGUUGCCAUUGGCUGGAAUUCGGUCAGACGGUCGAGUACGAAACGCCCCAGUGACCCUUAACUGUAAAAUACCCGUAAUCAAAUGUUACCAUUGUGGACAUAUAUAUAUAUAUAUAUAUAAACUUAGGGAAUACUAGUAAGACCAACCGACCAUUGUCACUAAUGUCAAUGUUAUUUAAUAUCACUUAAUAAGUCUGACAUAAGACAGACUAGGCCUAGGUGCUCUAGUAAUAAAACUACUAGACUAGAUGGAGUAUAUUAUAAAGUAAAAUACAUAUUCAUAUAUAAAUUAUAUAUAACGAGUUAUGGGCCAUGACCAUGAGUCUGGAGGGAGGUGGUGUAGCACUAAUUGGGAUUCUUAAGACUUAAGUCAUUGACUUAAAAAGUGCAUCUCUUGAGUGCAUGCUCAUGAAAAUGAAUGCUUUUUCAAGUAACUUUACUUUAGUAAAUGCCAGUAAAUGGGAAGUUCGCGCAUCGCCGCUUGCCAACUAGUAAGUUAUAUAUAUAUAAAUAUACCAUAUACUUUCUUUCAUAAUCAUAGUAAAUUUUAUUAUUAAAUUAUAAUUCAUACCUUGAACUUGAAUGAGGCUAGAGUAUUUUAACUAUUGAUGGAUUAUUUAGGCUACUAAUAGUAGUAGUAGUAGCCUAUACUAUUAGUAUUAGUCUAGUACCAGUAUUUUUAUUUAUUCGGGACCUUGACCUAGGCAUAAUUAUUAUAAUUUAUAAUAAGGCUACCGGAAUUACCGUUAUUAUUAAAAUUUAAUACUAACGAGCUUUUAGCUAGUUUUGAAACUAAUCAGACUACUGACUUAGUUAUUAGUAGUAGAAGUAGAGCAUAAAUUAAAUGAGAAAUGUGCAUGAGGCCCAGAGAGAGGCAAAGUGCCUUUUAAAUAUUUCUUUAGUUAAUUUAAUUAAAGGAGGCCACUCAGUUCAACUUUGCCCCCCAAACACAGACGCACACACAAAACGCCAACUGAAAAUAUUUUUCAGGGUUCAUAGUCCACUGGGUCGCUGAUAUACAGUAAAUCUUAUCCCAAUAAUAACGCCUAAUACUUUGAUUUGUUACAUGCUGUAAUACUGAAGUCCACCCAUUAACUAAACUAUCCUUCCAUUUAAACAAACUACACAGUAAACAGUUCAUUUACAAUUUAUCUAACAAUUUGUUUGUUUCUAAUUCUUCGAGUAAUUUUAAAAAUUUAUUAACCCCCUUUCCAUAUCUGUUAAAAAAUUGCAAUAAUAAUUACUUUUUCCUAACAAAAUUUAUAUGAAUGGUUAGCACAUCUACUCACUCACCAAAAGGGUGUAGGUACUGUCAUACUGACCCCCAAAUAACAAGCUUAUUUGAAUUAAUUAUAGAGAAAAUUUUCUCAAUGGCAAAAAUUAAUUUGCAUCUUAAUUCCUAAACAAACAAUUUUUAUGAGCCAAUUUAAAAAAAAAAUAUCAUUACAUUGGGAUAGGAUAUUUGCCCAUGUAUUUUUUAGCAAACUUAUACUUAUGCUAUUAAAUAUAAUUUGCUUUAAUUUUUUUCAUCCAAUUUGUUUUUACAUUUGAUUUCCUAGUGUCAUUUUGACAAUAUUAAUUGCAGGUGAAAUGACAAGGCUGCUCUUAAAAGUUGCCAAUUCAGUUCGUAACAAGGAACACUUAGAUCUGGCUCAGAUGCUUAAAGAGCUUAUGAAUGAGUAUCUCCCAGACGAUGCUCAUGAACGUUUAACAGGACGACUAUAUGUGUCAGUAACUAUUCUCAGAGGAUUAGAAUGUGCACUCAUCACAGAUUUUCACUCUAAAGAUCAUUUAAUUCAGGUAGGCUAGUACACUAACUUAAAGAAUAAAAAGAAAAUAUGAACUCAGGUCCAGAAGUUUUUGUGAACAUUUCAUAGCAGAACUCCUUACAAAAAAGAAUCAGUUUGAUCACUUUUCAAAUUUAAUGUAUGAUGUGUUCUUGAAUUAUAUAGGAUAUGAUGCAUACAUAAUUGUUAAAAAAAUUCAAUAGCAAUUUAAACAAGUACUAGGAAGAUGCAUACUAAAGGAAUAUAGUUUAAUUUAAGAGCUUUAUAAUUAUCCGUUGAUUUCUUUUAUUCAAGACAUGCUUUUGAAAAAUCAGCCUGUAGACACCACAUUUUAAAGAAACAUAGAAGUUCUUGAUGUGGUGCAAUAAUGUCUAAAUUUAUUAUUUCUUUCAGUGCCUUAUAGCUAGCUCAUUUGUUCCUGGCUUUAUUGGAUGGAUUCCUCCUGGUUUAGAUGCAGAAGAUUUUAUUGAUAUUGACAAUGGAGUUCUAUUACCAUCUGGUCUUGAUGGGAACUAUAGUCUAGACUCUAGUGAUGAAGAUGACUAUGGAGAUUGCAAAUAUGAAUCAAACCGACAAAAGGUAGGAAGAUAACGUGAAAUGAAUUUUGAAAGGACAUUUCACUAUUGCCACAGUAAAUUUACAUUGUUAUUUUGUAAUUUAAGGGUACAGUGAUCAGAAAUGGAAAAUCUCUUAUAGGUUUUAUGCUUUGUAGCACUACAAGUAUAAUUGGGGGGGGGGGGGGGGCCACUUGCUUUUCUUAACAAAACAUUAAUGAUGUAACACAUUAUUUAUGCACACUAUUUCUUUACAAAGUUAAUGUUGAACAGUCUGUCCUCAUAAUCCUUACAAGUUAUUCUGGCACAACAGUAACUUAACACUGUUUGAACUUUAAAGUCAAAUAACUAAUACUUUCUUGAUUUUCUUUUGAUUUUUUGCUACAUAGCCAAUGUGUUCAAUCAUAUGAGCUACUUAGUUUUAUAUACUAAUUAUGUGUUGUUGUUUUUCAGUUUAAUGACAACAACUUCAUUUGAAACAUAAUUACAUUGUAAGAAAACUCUCUAUCUAAUCUUAUAGGUAUACAGUACACCCACUAUGUGGGAUGUCUGUGGCUAUGAUAAUGACUGCCAAUACAAAGAAACAAAACAAUGCAAGGACGGAAGUGGGGUAUGUCAUAAAAUUGAUUAUUUUGUAUGAGAUUGCUCUCCAAAUGAUGUUAAUAAGAUUUAUUUUGUCUUGAUUUUCUAUAUUUAAACAGUUUCUUUUCUUUUUCUUUAUUUUUUUUUUAAAUUUAAAAGGACCAUUUGAAGUUUGAAUUGCAUGUGGAGAAAAACAUAGAAAAUUUUUUUUUAAAUUAUGAGCCGUGAGAUUUACAAUGUUGACAUUAAAAAGUCAGCACAAACAACUCAAAUUAAAACUACACUACAUUCAAAUAGUUUUAUUUUUCUCGUACUCAUUAGGGCCAAAGUCUAAAUGUUACAUUUUGAUUUAACUAGGGCUAUCUUAACAGACUUGUCAAGUUGUGCUUUAGAAGUAUACAAACAACAACACGUGCGGUUCGGAAUAUGCCAAUGGCUUCCCAGAUUAUUGACAGUGUUGUGCCUGAUGGUUUCUGCCUGGAUGGUUUCAUGGAGGCUUUAUUGAUGGAGAUGGUCUCAAACAGAGUGAGGCUUUAUUUUGUUAACAUUGUCUCAAUGAUAGAGAUGGCUAUAAACAGUGAGGCUUUAUUUUUUUAACAGUGUCUCAAUAAAACAAAGAAUUAAAAUAAUUUUAAAACUGUCAGCUCUAGUUAAUGUGAGUUUAAAAGUAAUACAUUGUAUUAAAAGACACAAACUAUUUGUGCAAAUAAUAAGUUUAGUAGCUUUAAUAAAUUGGCAAUAUAAUAAUAAUAAGAGGUCUUAUAUAGCGCGGUACCGCAGCCUGGGGCUGGGCUCACCGCGCUGUACAUAAAAAUAUUAUGAAAAGAAACAUAAUCAUGACAUUAAAAUAAAAUACAUUUAUGAAAUAAAGAACAGCAAUGUAUAUUACCCACCCCACCCCAUAACUUUUACAAGGCAAACCAUGGACGGCAGCCAGCAAGAUCGUUUAUCGAUCAGAGGAGGGGAAUCAGUCAGGAUAGUAUAAUUUAAAAAGAUAUGUUUUGAAUGCAGUUUUGAAGGCCUAGGUGGUUGGUAUAUUGCGUAUGUGUAGUGGCAAAGAAUUCCAUUGUUUGGGGGCGCAGAAAGAGAAAGAUCGUUCAUCAUAUGUUUUAGUGUGUGUCUUGGGAAUGGACAGAAUAUGCGUGUCUGCAGAGGAGCGAAGCUGUCGAAGGGGUGAAUAGACAGAAAGAAGUUCGGUUAGAUAGGAAGGGCAGGAAUCCAAGAAAAAGUUGUGACAGAGAACAGACAACUUGUAGUCAAUGAAUGCGUGCCUGUAUAGGUCGCCAAUAAAGGGAAGGUAAAAAGUACAUGAAUUUAAAUUUACAUAUCUUUAUCCUGUGUACUUAAUAAAAAGUUAAGAACAAAGUAAAAGGAUGGGGGGUCAAGUCCACAUCAGACCCUAAUAAGAAAAAAGGACAUUUGUGUGAAAAAAAUCAAUAAAACAGGAAAAAAUAUCACAACUAUAGAAUGGCUAAAUUUAAAAAUGAUCAAUAAAGUAAAACAUAAUUUAUACUAGAUAAAAAAAUAUUGACCAUUAUUGUUUGCAGUACACUGUUCUAGAUGGUGGCUUUUCAGACAACAUUCCCUGCUUUGACAACAAUACCAUCACGAUCUGUCCAUUUGCUGGUGAGAGUGACAUUUGUCCACGGGACCUUACUGCCUUAGACUUAAACGUAGACUUCAGUCACACCAGCCUGCAAGUUAGUGGGGAUAACAUCUUCAGACUGAAUCAUGCUCUAAACCCCAUGGCUCCUGAAAUGCUACUGAAACUUUGUGAAGAAGGCUAUAAUGAAUGUUUGCGCUUCUUACACAAAAAAGGUAGAAUUUGGAUUUCUUAUACACAACUAUUUCACUCAACAUGUAAUAAUUUAAUAUUAUAUUACAUUUUUUUUUAAAAACGGUUCUGCUCUAUUUUCUGCUAAUGCAUUUUAAAAACAUUUAUUUAGGCUUUUCAUGUUUUGGUUAUUAUUCAGACAGUAAAAUGAGUUAUUUAGAUGUCUGUGAUUUGAAACUAGUAAUUAUUUCCAUCUAAAACAUAAGGGGAAUAACUUCCCAUUAUCUUUACAUUCAAUGACUGCAUUACGAUUAUGGGUUAACAGAAGCUUUAAUAUACUGAUAUUUGACAAUUCCCUCAAAAAGUUUUAGCCUAUUACAUUAAUUUAACAUUUAAAGUUGAUAGGUUGUUUUUUUAUUUCAUAUACAGACUUGCUCAGCUGCAAAAAACAUCUCAUGACAAGGGCAACCAUAUCUUCUUCUCCGUGCAAUAUUGGCCAUGCUCACUGUCGAUGCAGGUUGUGCUUGGCCGCUGACACAAAAAUUAGAACCUCCUUAUCUUGUGGUGAUUGCCAUUUACAGAAACGGAAGGCACUUAACUCAGUAUUGCCUUUAGAUGUGAGAAAUGGUGAGAGUGAUUUAUCUGUUUUUAUACAAUAUAACUUUUUAAAAAAAAUUAAGUUGUAUCUUUUAGUUUAAGGCUUCCCUUUAUGUUGUUGUAUUUUCUGUACUGGUUCAUUUUAUAUUGUACUAUCUUUUUAAAAAAGAAUAUUUUCUAAAUUUAUAAUUGCAACACUUUCUACAUACACAGAAUGCACCAUAAACAGAAUUAAUCUUUUAAUAGUGUCAGUACUGAUACUGAUAUUUGGCAAACUGUUGCCAGUUAUAUUAUCUUAAAAAAUGUCUCACUUUAAAGCCAUGGCAUGAGGCAUCAGUUUAGUUUGGUAGAAAAUGUUUCAUAUUUGUUUGAAAGGGGAUCCCUAAAAAUGUGGCCACUGUUUGUAUUCAUUAAGAUGAAACGUGUCAAUAUAAUUCUCUGCACUGAGUUUUUAAAAUGGAAGUUGUGGCUUUACAUUGCAGCCAUCUUCUUUUCUCUUCUUAUUCCAAUAUUUCAAAAUAGGUUGACGAUACACCAAAUUAUUAUAGGUGAUUAUGCCCCCUGAGACUAUAAUGUAUUACUGAAUUUCAGCUUUGUACCAAAAUAUAUAAAUAUUUAUUGUUCACCUGAGGGCUAAUAAAAAGUUGGUGAAAAGGGAGCUAGGGCUCUUCUCUGCCUAGAAUUGUAUGUUUUAUUAUCAUAAUCAUUUACUCACCAUUACCUUUCAACAAACACAUGCUGUCAUAUUAGCAUCUGUAAACCUCCCAUCCAUUAUGAAAUGGAUGUGUAUAAAAUCACUGCCCAGAUACCUUCAAGUAUCUGGCCAGAAGAACGCUCAGGAUACUCAACCUCUUAUCAAUUUGAAGAGGGCUGAUGUAUGGGGUGGACAUUCUGGACAUUAAGCAGCUCUGUCCACAACAUGACAGAACAAGCUGCCAAGCAUCAAAUUUAGUGGGGCCUCUGCCAUCUGUUUUAUUUGUGUUUUUAGAAAGGGCUUCAGGUGAACUUAAAUUUGGUUUCCUUAAUAUUUUAUGAAAUUGUAAUGGUUUGCUAUUUAUCAGUAUUUAAAGAAUCUUACAGUUUUUAUUUUUUGCCAACCCUGUUUCUGCACAUGAAAUCUCAUGAACAUUUCACAUUGCAAUACUUUUUUAAUGAAAUAUGUUUGUGAUUAAACUAAUCAAGUAUUUCCACUCUAUAAUGUUAGAAGUUUCCCAUUACAAAAAAUAGUUAUGAAAAUAUUGACUUAAGCACAUAAAUUGUUUGUAAGGUCAACUCAUCUGUUUUUUCCUUUAUUUAAAAUAAAUGAAGUUUAAGACAUAUUUAUUUUCUUCUACUAACCAUAAAAAAUUUCAGCAAGUUAACCUCCUUUGGAGAAAAUAAUUUUUCUUAAAGUUUGCUAGUUUCAAUUUGAUAAAGUUUCUUUUUUCAUCAUUUUAAAUCUAGAAUUUGACAAAGCAAUCGAGGAGUAUAAAAAACAGAAGAGCCAUAAGUCUCAAAGUGAUACACACUGGAGUAAACUCGUGUCUACUCUCUGGUGGUGUGCAGAGAAAAUGUAUUCUGGAAGUAUACGACUGACAGAUCUUUCGAUGGAGUAAGUUUUAAUUUAUAUUUGUAUUCUUCUUGUGUUACUUUUGAUCAAAAGAGCCUGCUGAUGAUAUCAUUAAAAUUAUUAUAUUUUUAUUUGUAUCCAUAAAGAAGUACUGUGAUAAAAGGGAAGUACAGUGUUAAAAGAGUGAAGUACAGAUUGUAUCAAAGGAUGUUUCUACAUAUGUUAUUGAGUUAACCCUUUAUUUUACACUAUAAUCAAGUUGCUGUAAACAUUACUUUUUGAGAUGUUGACCAAUUAUACAGAGUGCUUUUCAUUUCCUCUCCAAAACUUCCACCCUCAAACCAGCAUUGGAGAGGGGUUUUUUUUGUUGUUUUUUUUACCAACUCAGGAAUUUCAGUCAUCUGUAACCUAGAGUAUUUAUAAUAAUGUGUCAUCAUUAGUUCUGUCUCUCCAUUUAAACAAAAAUUACCAAAUUGUUAUAAUUUUAAGUCUUAAGAAUUUUUCUUGAGUUUUUAUAAAAAUAGAUAUAAAUUACCCCAAUGGAAUAUCCCUUCUGAAACUUGUGUUGUUGUUUAUUGACAGCUUCCAUAUUUGGUUGAUGAGAGUUUGGGACAAUAUAGCCUGCUUUACAAAGUUUGCUAUCUUGCCACUAGGAAAAAAGCGGAAACUUGUCAGACAUCUACUAUCUUCAUUAAAACAGUCAAUGGGAAAAGCGUAAGUUACAGCUUGAGAUGGAGUUUAGCUAUCUAUACUAAAUAACCCAGUUUGUAUAGUUUGCUUUGGAUCUUUAUACCAUACUUCUUGUGAUCACUUUUAAGUCAUUUAAAAUAAAACAAGUAUUUUAAAUUUAUGAGAAAUGAAUAACCUCAUCAUACACUUCAUUCUUUUCUUUUUUUUGAACAAACUUUUUUGUUAAGUGAAUCAUCUCUUUAUUUAGCAACAUAUCUACAUAACAAUUGAUUUCAACUGAAACAGCCUGACUUGCCAGUGAAUGUUAAAUUUGAUGUUAUUUUGUGUAAAACAGGUCUAGAAGCAGGAGUUCAAGAACUAGCCCCAUCUCAAACACGUCGGUGUGCGGUUAGAGACAUUGUGUCUUUAAACUGCAUUGGUUCAAUUUUCGUCCAAAGCAUGGCUGCCAUCAGACUCCUUUCAUUAUCAUCCUCUGGGACAAAAACACUGCAUCAUCUAGAAAAGCUGUCAUAACUUUGACAAAUCUAGCAGGGAACCUCACAUCAACUAGAACAGCUGUCAUAACUUUGACAAAUCUAGCAGGGAACCUCACAUCAACUAGAGCAGCUGUCAUAAUUUUGACAAAUCUAGCAGGGAACCUCACAUCAACUAGAACAGCUGUCAUAACUUUGACAAAUCUAGCAGGGAACCUCACAUCAACUAGAACAGCUGUCAUAACUUUGACAAAUCUAGCAGGGAACCUCACAUCAACUAGAACAGCUGUCAUAACUUUGACAAAUCUAGCAGGGAAACUCACAUCAACUAGAACAGCUGUCAUAACUUUGACAAAUCGCAGGGAACCUCACAUGCACUGGAGCUGUUUGUCAAUGCAGAUUGCUCACAUUAUUGAUCAAGAGCCUAGACAGCUAACAUCAAGAUGUUUAACAGCAUUCAUCAAGUAGCUUACAUCAAAAGUGGCAUAAAUAACUACAUUAAGACCUGUAGCCUGUUGCAAGUAACUGAGCCAUCAGUAAGACAUAAUAAAAAUAGAGAAAACAUUUCCUAGUAUUUAGGCGACCUUCCUUAAAAUUAUGUGAAAACCCUGAUGGAGUUGGGUUUUUUUCAGUAACCCAGGAAUCCAUACCGGUAAAAAAAAAAAAUAAACAAAUUUUGAAGUGACAAUAAUUUGAUUUAUGAUCGACACAGGGAAAUUCUGAGGUAGAAGUACAAGAAGCAACAACUGGCAUGGUUUUGAUAUAUAUUUUAGAGCUCUUUCAUUUCAGAAUGUGUUCUUAAAACUUAAAGUGGCUUUCCUUUGUAUGAUUUUUUUUGUUUCUUAUACCGGUAUUAAGACUUCAGUGAUGUGCAAUGAGGUGAAUUCAUGACUAAUGUUGUAUCUGGUUUUAUGUAACUUUUACUUUUAAAGUUCUGUCCUGUCCCAUGUGAACAAAAUGCACUCACCAAAUGGACACAAGUAUGGCCAGUAUGAUUUAACUCACAAGUGAUAUAUUUUUAAGUGGUAUGCUUUGUAAAUUUUUACUGCAAUAGUUGAUCUGACAAAAAAUGACUACCCAUGUAAAAUUUUAGUGUCAGAAAUCUGCUUGUGAUUAUCCUUAAACAAGGAUCAACAUUUUAAUGAAUGAAAAAAUGUAAGCCAUUGUUGAUUUAUUCCGGACUAUAUGGUAAUGUUACAAUUUAAACACCCAUGUUUUUAGUUUUGUAUCAUAGCCAUAGUAUUGGUAUAAGUGAAGCCAAUCCUUUUUAUCUUUAAAAGAAAAAAAAAAAAGGUGGACAAGUUAUUUAUUUAUAUCUGUGAAACUAUAACAAUACCGGAUAGUAAAAAUAGUACCGGUAUGUUGUUAUUAAGUUCAUGGUAAUCAUUACAAACAAUGUCAGUUAUUGAACCCCUAUAAUUUAUUAAAACUUCAUUGUAGUUUAUUUUUUAAUAUAAUUUUUUCAGUUGAUUCAUCAUGACAUACAUGGGGGGGGGGGGGGUUUAGAAUAUUAAUAUAGUUCAGGGGCGUGAACAAAAUAUGUGGUUACGAACCGGGUGUGGGGGUGGGGGGUUGAAAAUGCACAUAAUUUUUGUACACCUGAUUAAUUUCAAUAUUUUCAAGCUAGUAUUUUGAAAGAAAAGUCCAUUAUGUUUAAGUGUAGUACUGUAAUUACAUACAUUGCCAACUUAGAGAAGACCUCGUUUGGAAAUAUUCAAUAUGGGUACUAGAUUUCGGUCAUAUAAUUUUUUUUUCUACUGCCCCAAUUAUUUUUGCAAUUUUGUAGGUAAAAGUGACGCCCCUCUUAAUAUAAGGAAAAAAGUUCUGCCCAGUUUGAAAUCACCAUGCUUUGGCACUGCUUGUCUGCCCGGGUUGAAACCACCAUGCUAUGGCACUGCUUGUCCUUGUAGGAUCAUCAUAUUACUAGGGCCUUUUGCACCACUCCACCCACACACAUCAUCUAGGUGUUCUCAACUGUAACAAUUUGAUUUAUAAAUAAAUUGAACUACAGAGGUAUAUAAUUUUGUUUGCCUUCAACAAGUUUCUGGCACUGGAUGAAAAAAAAUCUGCCACUUAAUGCUGUUUAUUUUAAUUUGUCACACAAUCAUAACUUGAAGGGUGAGCCAG
Lymnaea stagnalis (great pond snail) is the source of this 11070-nucleotide messenger RNA. The record is from the annotation of a GenBank genome assembly. Lineage: Eukaryota; Metazoa; Mollusca; Gastropoda; Lymnaeidae.